This is a messenger RNA of Suillus subalutaceus, 602 nucleotides long. RefSeq lists its product as uncharacterized. The transcript has 4 exons. The coding region runs from base 99 to 602 and encodes 167 amino acids. The record is from RefSeq and is a predicted model, not a curated record. NCBI's taxonomy places the organism in Eukaryota, Fungi, Basidiomycota, Agaricomycetes, Boletales, Suillaceae.
GUUAGGUUCUAAGGCCUUUCGCCAAAUAACAAAAAUAACUAUCAUAUGCAACUCAUCAGACAUCCAUUUAAUCGUCGAUCCUGAUUCCUCCAGCUAACAUGGCUGAUGAAUUCGAUCUCGAAGCACUCGUGCACUUGGAACAGACGUUCUACGACGCCGGGUAUACCGACGGCUUUGCCCAUGGACGUAUCCAUGGGCUAAUCGAAGGUCGAGCUCUCGGGCGAGAGAAGGGCUUCGAAACAUGGGAAGAGAUCGGAUUUUACGAGGGCUUUGCUACCACUUGGCAAGCGAUAUAUGCAAAACAUGGACACAAUGACCAACGUGCGGUACACCAUAUCAAGCAUCUACUUGAUCUUAUAUCACAGUUCCCACAAGUAAAUCCGUCUAGCGCUGCAAUAGCAUUGAUAUUUCGAAAACUGCAGCGCCAGAUUCGAUCGCGAUACAAGGCGCUGUGCGCAUCGCUCGGCGUAAAGCCUACCUUGAGGGCGGUCGAUGUCGAAUCCACUGAGGACGGUGGUGUUCAAAGUGCGGAUCAGCAGAAACAAGUGUGGAAAUUAGAAGAAGAUGCGAAAAGACCGACGAUGCAAGGACUAAGUUUUUGA